This is a messenger RNA of Scleropages formosus (Asian bonytongue), 4314 nucleotides long. RefSeq names its product steroid hormone receptor ERR1-like. The record is from RefSeq and is a predicted model, not a curated record. Gene Ontology annotation, cellular component: nucleus. Gene Ontology annotation, molecular function: sequence-specific DNA binding; steroid binding; zinc ion binding. NCBI's taxonomy places the organism in Eukaryota, Metazoa, Chordata, Actinopteri, Osteoglossiformes, Osteoglossidae. The transcript has 8 exons. Gene Ontology annotation, biological process: regulation of DNA-templated transcription. The coding region runs from base 1846 to 3201 and encodes 451 amino acids.
GGGUCCAGGGGAUGUGCUUCAACCGCUGCUUAUUACUAUUAACGGAAGAGCGGAAACAUCGUUUCUCCGAGGACGCUCGCUGGCCGGCGGUGCGCGACGAUCAUGCGCCGCGAUCGGGUCGCCUGUGAAAGAAUUUCCUCUUUCUUGUUUCUUUGCCGCUCUGGAGGCGCGCGAAGCUCCCGCCGGGCUCAUGAUAAUUAUUGCUGCCAAUGAGUAUUUUCCACAUGAUUUCCUCCGCACCCUCAGCCGGUAACCUUCACUCCGGCCGCGCUGCUAGAGAGAGGACCGCGGCGACGGGCGGGCAUUUAAAGUAAGAGCGCCGCCUUUCCCCUUAGUUACUCUCCUUGUUCCGAAGCAGUGAUUUCGCGGGCUGGUGCCACUAAGGGAGGUGCUGCCCUGUCCGCCCUGCGCUCCGGAUCGAUUCGCGCCCACCGGGGACGAUCUUCCCGACGCCGGUGAGUGGGUUCGCUCCGACCCGUCCCGCCCGCUGCGGGGCUCCGUGCGCGGCCCCGAUUUGCGGCUUUCUCCGCGUGAUCGCGCACUCGCGGUGUCCGGCAGCACUUAUUAUUAAUACGGGACCCUCAGCGCAGCCUGCCGUCCGCACGCGUCCGUGGUGGUCUCUCUAGUCCCGCACUGCUGUCCACCGAACAGUAACGUUAGACUUUUAGAGCCCGUUUGCUGCGGUACCUGAGGGUGUCGUUUAACCAGGGCUGCACGUUUUCCGCGGGAGCCUCAUCUAAAUCCCUAUUUUAACGUGAUACACUGUGACCGGACGCGCAGAAUAAAACCGUGCUUGAUGUUCCCCUCACUCGCCCUUGGCGUGAUACACUUUUAAUUGUAAACUUAGUUAGUCCAUGCACGUUACGUUACAUGCAGACCUAGUAAUGCAGAACAUCAUGUCAAAUGUUAAAUAUUACUGUGCCCGGGAAGGUCAUCGUGACACUGUGUCCUGUAAAAAAAAAAUUAUUCGAACAGCCUGUUCCGUGAUUUUUGCCCCACGUGAGUCUAAAGUUAGGUUGCCCUUAACACAGAGACCAGGAAUAGUGUGAGGUCCACCAUCUAUUGUGGGCACUCUUCCACCUGGGCCUUUCUCUGGCACAUGGCUUGUCUUUAAAAGACAAGUAUGCUUCUUUGAACGCGCACAGGAACUAGUACACCUGAACAUAUGGCAGUUUUUGCCAGCUGUUUGUAUCUACUGUUCCGAAUCAUCGUAAAUGCUGCUGUUUCUUUAGAGGUCCCGGACGGAGAUCUCUAGAUGAAUGAUUUUUUAUUUUUUUUUCCGCUCGCUCAAAUUCACUGGACUCUGAGCUGAGAACUGCCAUUGGGAAAUCAUUCUCCUGAAAAGGGUGUAAUCCAGUUUUGCAAUUACCCCUCGGAAAGGGUCAGAGCUCUGCCGUAAGGCGGUGUUCCCGGGAGUGCGUGUCGGGGUUAGAUCUGCCCGGUGUGGUGAGCGAUCUCACUAAGAAGUCGAAAGCCAGUUUUUAGACUGACCUUUAAAGGGGUUCAAAGGGCACCAAAGCUGCGUUCACAUUAAAGGGGUCUAGACUGAACGUGUUUGUUCAUAUCUAUCCUGUCUGGAUCCCGUACGUGACCAGAUCUUUAAAGAGUCUUCCUCGCUUAACUCGGAGAAAGCAGUCAAAAGGCACUACGUCCAAAACGUGCCGCACAUCACUACCAGGAGAACGGUUAAAAAGUCCCUGGAACCGUCGAGGCCCAGCUCCAGUUAAAACUGCUGCCGCUGUCGAUGUGGACUGGAAGCUUUUCGUUUUUGAUUAAAAUCUGACUCGGCGGUCAUUCGUGGAGAUUCGAUGUCUCGAAGCGGGAAAGUUUUCUGAUGGAGGGUCUAUGCUGAAAUCCACAGAGACACUUCGGAGGCUCAACAGACAGAGAGCAGCGACCAUGUGUUCCCGAGACCGGCGCGCCGAUAUUCGCAUCAAGGCCGAACCCAGCAGUCCGGAGGGAGGCAGAGACGGGCGAACCAGCCCCGGGGGGGCGUCUUCGGACUCGUCCCACAGCGUCGCGGGGGUCAACGGAGGCAGGGGCGGAGGACGCUUUUCCCCGCCUCUCUGCACGCCGCCGCUGCGCUGCCCUUUCAAGGAGGAAGCUGAUGGAGAGGAGGGGUCCGCAGGGAGCGGCGGCGGCGGGCGAUACAAGUACGCCCUUAGCACGCUCCCCAAGCGCCUGUGUCUGGUGUGCGGGGACGUGGCGUCAGGGUACCACUACGGCGUGGCCUCCUGCGAGGCCUGCAAGGCCUUCUUCAAGAGGACCAUUCAGGGGAACAUCGAGUACAGCUGCCCGGCGUCCAACGAGUGCGAAAUCACCAAGCGCCGCAGGAAGGCCUGCCAAGCUUGUCGCUUCACCAAGUGCCUCAGAGUGGGCAUGCUCAAAGAGGGAGUUCGUCUGGACCGAGUGAGAGGAGGACGACAGAAGUACAAGAGACGACCCGAGGUGGACGCCGCCACGUACCGGAGUCCUCCCAGUAUGCCUUCGGGAAAGGAAGCCGAUAAAGGCUCCUCCAACGUCAUCGUAUCCCAUCUCCUGGUGGCCGAGCCGGAGAAGCUGUUUGCCAUGCCGGACCCCCUGCAGCCAGACGCCACCCUGCGCACCCUCACUACCCUGUGCGACCUGGCCGACCGCGAACUCGUCGUCAUCAUCGGCUGGGCCAAACACAUACCCGGCUUCCUGUCCCUGUCUCUGGCAGACCAGAUGUCAGUGCUGCAGUCGGUGUGGCUGGAGGUGCUUGUGCUCGGCGUGGCCUUCCGCUCUCUGGGCUGCGAGGACGAGGUGGUGUUCGCCGAGGACUUCGUUCUCGACGAGGAGCUGUCCCGCGUCGCCGGGCUCGGCGAGCUAAGCGCUGCCGUCGGCCAGCUGGCCCGCCGAUACCGCGCCCUUCAGCUGGACCGCGAGGAGUUUGUCAUGCUCAAGGCCAUUGCGCUCACCAACUCUGACUCCGUGUACAUUGAGGACACGGAGGCGGUGCAGAAGCUACGAGACCUCCUUCACCAGGCCCUGCUGGAGCUGGAGAGCCAACGUCGGCCGGAGGACCCCCGGAGGGCGGGCCGGCUCCUGCUCACCCUACCCCUGCUCAGGCAGACCGCCGGUCGCGCCCUCGCCACCUUCUACGGCAUCAAGACACGCGGUGGCGUGCCCAUGCACAAACUCUUUCUGGAGAUGCUGGAGGCCAUGAUGGACUCGCCGUAGAGCGGAGAGCCCGGGAAGGGAGGGCUCGAUCGGAAAGAGGAAGUGAAACGGCGAGACGACCGAGGUAAAUGUAGGUAAAAGUAAACGGUGUAGUUUGAGAGCCACCCGAAGGACCGCGCACCCUGCAGGCACCCGCUUCGGGGUUCCGGAGGAGGUGCUGCCAGAUAAAUUGCUGCAGAGGCGAAUUCUGCAUUUGAGCGGGGCGCUUCCGAGCGGCCGGGCGGCCCGAUGCGAUGGAGCGCAAAGGAGGGAAGAAAACGACGCGCCGCCAGCCUCGUCUGCGCGAAAGAACGACGCCCCGCGCGGGUCCGCGUGCGCGCCUCAACGUUGGCCGCGCGUCGCUUCCGCGAAUGAAUUCACGCGGCUGAGUUCCAGCACGCGUACAGAUUUAGCUGUAUAUUUAUGCCAUGUGUAAUAUAAUAUUUGCAUUUGAAAUAAUGCAUAUUUCUCCCCCAUAUCCAUAAAUGCUUAUUCAUUAUCUUCGUGGCUAAAUUACAUUUUAGCGACUGAAAGGAACCAACUAAUGGAUUGUGAAGCUUUCCGUUUGUACGAAGGGGUGGUCGUGGGUAGCAGUGCUGAAACUAAUAAACAUAUUGAACAUAUGACUGCAUUAAUAUAAUAGCGUAUGGGAAUAUGCAGUGCUGCUAGAAGGCAUGUGAACCCUACAGGGAUGGUCUUUAUUGAAUAAAAUAUUCAGCUUAUAAAAUCUAAAUUUUAAAUCUUAAACUUAUGAAAUGAUUUAAUGAUUCCGAUUCACACACCUGAUUAUAUUUACCUGCUUGGUUUAUCCAGUGCAACUUGGGCUUCGCUUAUUCUUACACCCGCACUUCUUUUGUGUUCCUACUACACGCACGAUUUCCUCUCAACUAACAUAUGGAGUUGGUCGUUACACAUCUAUCACGUCACUUGACAAAGGGUGCUUCUCAUUAAAUAACCAUUUUGUGGUAAAAGUAAGGGACACAAAGGGUUCACAUACUUUCGGGCAGCGCUGUAUUACUGUAAAGGGUUAUUACGCUCUUUCAAUAAUGACUCAUCGACCAUUUUGAACAAAAUGUUAUUAAUGGAGGGGUGCGGUGGCAUGCCGGCCUUGACCGGGUCCUGCUCUCCGGUGGG